ACAGGCAGAAGCUCUGUUGUGAUCUCUGAUUGUCAAUCAAUAAUUUCUCUGAUUCUGUCAUUUGAAUAGGUUUUGAUUUUCCAGGACUUACUUUCAGUUCUGCCUUACGAGCUUUUCUGCUAUUUGGACGCUGCUAGUUUCAUCUCCACUCUAUUUUUGCCUUUUAUAUACAUUUUCUCAUACCAGAUCACAAUUUCUCUAGAAAGGAUGGAUAAGCUGAGUGGGAACAACAUGACUGUAGUGAACAGAUCCAUAGAGAAGUGGUCAGUCAAUGAACUUGGCUCUUUCCAGCAGCGGGACCCAGGUGAGCUACGGGUCCUGGUGCCAGCGAUUCUGGGAGUCAUCUGCGUGUUGGGUGUGGCUUGUAAUCUCACUGCGAUGGUGAUCCUGUUUUCAAACGCACACAGGGGUAAACUGUCCCUGAUCAACUCCCUCAUCUUCAAUCUGAUGUUUGCUGACGGGCUGGUGCUGAUGUUUACUGUGCCUUUCAGGGCUGCAUCCUACUCCAAGGCAAGCUGGAAUCUGGGCUGGGUGGUUUGCAAGACGGCCGACUGGUUCCUUCAGUCCUGCAUGGUGGCAAAGAGCCUCACAGUAGCAUUCAUGGCCAAAGCUUGCUGCCGCUAUGUGUCCAACCCCACCAAGCAGGUGAGCAUCCACCUGGGCUCCAUUCUGGUGGUGCUCUUCUUCAUUUGGCUGUCUGCUUGCUCAGUCACCAUCCCUCUCUGGCUCUUUGCAAAGCUGCAAAGAGAGAUCCGUGGGCUGGUAUGCGUGCUGAUUGUUUCACCUGAAGCUCGGGAUUUCAUGUCUGUGUAUGUCAAAGCUUAUCCCCUGGGGGUUUACUGUGCACCUCUCAGCUUUGCCCUUAUGUAUUUUUGGAAGGCUUAUGGCCAAUGCCAACGCCGCUCCAGUAAGACUCAGAAUCUGCGUACACAGAUCAGAUCUAGGAGGCUCACUUUGAUGCUUUUCAGCCUCACUGUGGCCAUGGCUAUCCUCUGGCUUCCUCAAUGGGUGGUGUGGGUUUGGGAGCGUCAUAUAGCAGAGAAAGAAAUUGAAGGACCUCAGCCUCUUAUCUCCUCUCCUCCCCUUUUUCUGACCCUCUCUGCUCAGCUGCUCACCUUCUCUCUUUCAUUGGUGAACCCUCUCAUUGUUCUCUUUCUGUCUGAGGAAUUCAGAGAGGGUUACAGGGGGCUGUGGAGACGCCUCACCUUACGCAAACAACCUCCUCCCAAGCCAAAGCCUGGGCCCCACAACCCUACCUCAAUGCAGUCCCCUUGUCCCAGACCAGAGACUUCAGGGCAGCUGAGGGGGGAGAGGAGCCUUCAGUUCAGCUCCAGCCAGGAAACCAGCAGAGCAGUUCAGCCCCAGCCAGAGCAAGGUGCAGGAAACGGAGGGAACGAGGCGGAAAGGUUGAGCCUCAAAGAUGGGAUUGUGUUGCCUGACGUGGAGCAGUUCUGGCAUGAGAGGGAGACUGGAUCUCUGACAGAGGAAAAUGAUCCCGUGCCGUGGGAGCAUCAGAGCAAAGAGGAAAAAAAAUAACAAAUCUCCUUUCAAGAAGAUCAUCAAUACAUCUCUGCAGAGUGGACUGCUGAGUUCAUGUAAAUCAUUGGUGUUUUGUCCUCUGUGUUUAUAUUAUUCAAAGGUCACAUGUGAGAAUCUUAUUUCAACAUCAAAUUUGAAGAACUAAGCCAGUAUUUUGUGCUUGUACAAUCAUUGUUUGAAUGUACUCUUUAAAUGCUAAAAAGUGACGUGGAGUUUUUGAUGAGCAUUUAAUUAACAAAUAAUUUCA
Molecule: messenger RNA, 1786 nt
Organism: Melanotaenia boesemani (Boeseman's rainbowfish)
Lineage: Eukaryota; Metazoa; Chordata; Actinopteri; Atheriniformes; Melanotaeniidae
Gene: gpr151
Product: G protein-coupled receptor 151
Exons: 2
Coding region: 208-1536 (442 amino acids)
Biological process (GO): G protein-coupled receptor signaling pathway
Cellular component (GO): membrane
Molecular function (GO): G protein-coupled receptor activity
Source: RefSeq, a predicted model, not a curated record